Molecule: messenger RNA, 10563 nt
Organism: Caenorhabditis briggsae
Lineage: Eukaryota; Metazoa; Nematoda; Chromadorea; Rhabditida; Rhabditidae
Gene: Cbr-unc-80
Product: Protein CBR-UNC-80
Exons: 38
Coding region: 1-10563 (3520 amino acids)
Biological process (GO): monoatomic cation homeostasis
Cellular component (GO): cation channel complex; axon
Molecular function (GO): monoatomic cation channel activity
Source: RefSeq, a predicted model, not a curated record
AUGCGUUUUCGACAACAAAAACACUCGAAUUCAUUGGUUUCGCUCCUCCUCCACUCUCUUUUUUUUUCCAGAAUCCGUUUUUCAGAAGACGUUGACAUCGUUUUUCGGAGAAGCUUCUCCUUUCGGCUUCAUUUUUGGGUCCUUUCCUAUUCUAUCUCUGUCGUUGUCGAAAUAAAUUUCAAGUCAAGAGCAGAAGGAGAAACAAAACAAAACAAUGGGGCGCCCUCCAAUUCUGUGGGGGGACAUGAAAGAAAAAAUGUCCUCGAAAUUCCGUUCAAAGAUGCCCCUCGAGGAGUUGAACUUGUGAGGGCGAUGAUUGAGGGUGCGGCGCCGCUACCGACUGAGCCACGCGGGGGUGGGGGGAGCCACGGGGACCCACGGAGAGGGAGAAGAGGCAGAAAAAAGGGAGGAGAGCGGGUCCCCCUCUUCCCCUUCUAUUCCUUUCCUUAUUUUCUCAUUCUAACAGCCCCAAAAGCAGCGGCGGGCGGCAACAGAAGCACAGCAGCAACAAACCAUCAAAAAGUUCUCUCUCAUAAAUUUUGCAAAAUGCACGUUCGAUAUUUGCAGCACGAACACACGGGCACUGUCCAACUUCUCCUUAUGCCUCUCUCCACAGCGGCGUCUUUUAAGAGUGCCAAGUGGACCGAGGAGGAAGGCGAAGGAGAGUGCGACUCGGUCCCGCUGCCAAUACAGACGUUUCUUUGGAGACAGACAAAUCCCUUUCUGGGCGACAAAAUCGGAAAACUUCACGAGGCGUCUUGUGUGACAUUCGAACGGGUCGUCGUCCAAAACAUCCUCCAUGGAUUAUCACCUUCUCUCAGCAAUGCACUUGCUAGUGUUUCUAGAUGGAAAUUGGUUCGAGCAGCUUUGCCACACGUCAUACAGUGUUGUGGUUCACUAUUAUCUGCAAAUGUUGGAGAAAAGAAGCUGCCGACGUCGUUACAGAAGAUACUUUAUAUUCUGCACUGGAUGUUGAUCGAUUCAUCAGCAGAGUGUAUCGAGAGUACUAGUACGAAGGACGAUCCAAUCCCGACACAAUCGCGUACACUAGGUCUCUUCAAUAUCUCCACAAUCCAACUCUUCAUUUAUCUCAUCGCCCCACUGGCCGACGUCAUAACAGAAGAAGAGGUCGUGGACAACAUUCGCCUGGAGUCGGGGCUUAAAAUCUGGCAAGCCAUUUGGCAAUUCCGUCAACCCGACAUUUGGUGCUUCUCGGCGCCCGUAAAACAACGGCGUGACGAGCUGCCGCAGAUUACGUUUGCCCGGAGGCACAACCCGACGCAAUCCGAAAACCAGGGAAUCUACUUGGGAAAGGAUGAAAACGCGGCGAGGCGUCCUAGCAUUGUACCACCCCCGAAACCGCCAAGAACGGAUGCGGCAGUGUUGCACGAGAAGAGGAAAUUGGAGGAGGAGAAGCUGAAAGCCACAAAAAAGGAUUUUGUCUCAAUUGAAAUUGAACAACCGGAGAAACCGGCUCAUUUACUGAUCGAUAUGACACCGAAGGGGUUUGAAAGGACGUCUUCAAUUGUUAGAAGUGUUAGUGAAUACAAGACAAACCUCUGUGGACAGAAGCAACCCAAAACGAUAAGCAGAAGUCAGACUAGUGAUGCUUUUGACGUUAGCCCAACCUCCGAUUCCUCCGCGAAAAUGUUGGAAGAAGUCGAUGAGAUCAAAUUCGCCGAAAACGAGAACUGCUCCCUAUCAGCUGUAUUCUUCUCCGCUGAUCAAGCCCCUUUAGUGAACUUGUCUGAUAUUUGUAGUGGUUUCUCAUUGGAAGGAAACGGAUCAAAUGGACCAACAACAGAACCAACCACAAAAACCACGUUAUACGAUCUGGAGCAGCCGAGUACAUCAGGAAGUCCGCCUAGAAUACCGGAAAGUUCAAUGUAUCUGUCGUGUACAUCUUCUUCAUCCGAUGUUCCCCCUUUUGUGUUGACCAGAGCAUCCACGACAGAGGAGACCGGAUCUUCAUGCUCCCAACAGACAAUGAUACCUGCCGUCGCAGUACCUUCCACCUCGACACCUGUAAUCAAUCAGACAACACUGACACCAAUUAUGAAAACAAACGAAAACAGACGGACCGAUCACCAAAGGAUGCCAGCCUCACAAAAAUCCAUCUCCGGAAGUACGGACGACGAACUGGAUGAGACAGCGUUCGCAGAUCCAACCAUAGCAUCCUACCUAGACGUGGCUGUCAUUCGCGCUCUAUUGAUAACUCAUUGGCAGGAGAAAGGAGUCUAUUGGGCGUUGAGUUAUAUACACAACCGAUUGAUCGAGAUCAAGGCCUAUAUGAUUGUGAGGAAAGGUGCAAGACAGCGGAGUAACUCGUUGCCGAGUGGAGAACGGAAGCUAUCAGUUGCCCCUGAUCAGUUUACGAAUCCGGUCUGGGAUGAUUUGAAGAUCGAGAAUAAAGAGGAAGGAAGAGCACAUUUGCAUGUGGCUUUUAAUGAUAUCGAGAGGAGGAAAUCUUCUGAUAAUUGUCUGGCUCCCCAUCCAACUUCGAACUCUCGUCGAAGCUCUCUGAACACCCUAUCCCGUCGCGGAGCCAACAGGUCCAACCCCUCACUGAACAACUCGAUAGAAGUGCUUUCCAUUCGUGACGACGCUGAAGACGAUAUCUCCAACAUUUCUUCAAAAUCCAUCGAGAAGGAGAACUCGAAAAUCAACGCUGUCUACUUUCCCGAGGCGUUGGGAAGUACAAAUUUCAUCGAGAAGGAUGGGAAGAUAUCGGCAACUGUGAUAGUGCAAACUGUGAAUCAAGUAAUGGAUCGGUGCACCGGAGUGAGGCAGUGUGAGCUGGCACUGAACAUAGCUGAUGUCCUACUUGGAACCCCGCUGGAGCAGACUGAAACGUUUUUUGUGCAAUUGAAUAUUAUGGUGUUCAAAAUCUAUCUUGUUCUUGGCUGUCCACAUGGUUGUAAUGAAGGCGUCAAGUCGCCCCAUGGAGACUUUCUGCGUGCCAAGGCGAAAGCCAUCCUGGCUGGUCUAGAGCGUGUCCAACCGGAAAAGUUCAAGAACAUCCUGAACGACUAUGUGGAUACUUAUGGAACCCAGCAAGUGAUAGAUCUGCUGCACUCAAUUACGGCGUUCUGUCGAUCGGAACUAACUCCAUCUGAUGGCCGCCGAACAUCUGAAAGUCGUGUACCCUCUUAUCGUAACACAUUUAACGAAAAAGAUAAAGGCAUCGAGGGACGGAUUAUCAAUGCCACGUAUAAGACACUGAUAACGAAGAUAUCAGCUAUCAGUGCAGAGUUGUCGCUUCCAGAGAAUAUGAGUCUCCAACAAGACGUCCGAAUGUUAGUGAACUUUGUUCAGGAGCAUCAUGGGAACCCUUUCCGUAGAGUUGGCUUGUCAGCUCUGAAAGAUGCUACCGCGAAAAUUCCAACUAUUGGCAUAACGAUUACUUCUUCUUCUACUUCUACUCAUCAUCAUCAUCCUCCAUCUUCCUUUACACCGCCCGUCCAGUCUUCAUCAUCGUCACCACCACGACGAAAACAGCCACGUCGUCACAAGACUUCUGUGGUCCGAACGCAGUCUUCCAAGUCACCAAAAUCCGCGGUUCGACUGAUGAUUCCUGAAUCCCAAAAAGAAGAUCUGAAUGGAAGUCCAGGAGCAUCAUCCCAGAAACAAGGACCUAACGAUCAAGCGUCCCUCAGAAGAGGACUGUUCAAGAAGAAGGAGAAGUCGGGUGGGACGACUACAGGAAACGAUGAUUCAGAAGGUGAUAGCUCACCAUCCACACCACGAACAGUGUCUUCUAUGGAUGAUGGGGUGUCACCUUUGGCGAACACCUAUUAUAAGAAGAAGAGUGCACCAAAGUUGCAUUUCGCAUUUGGAUUAUUGAAAAGUGUCAAACCGGAUAUGGAUGAAGAAACGUCGGAUAAUGAGAAUGAGGAAGGCACUUCUCAAGAUUCCGAAAUGCCUAUGAGAAGACCUUUAAGGCAAAGUUCCAAACAAGUGAAGGCUCGACUCCCCAUCGAUGGUAAAGGUGGAAUGCGGUUAUGGGGUACGUAUGUCCCGCCACCCACCUAUAUUGAUGUCAAAGGUAUUUUCGAUGGGGCUCGUCGAUUCGCUUUUUUAUUGGAGACCGCGAGGCCUGGGACGUUUCCGGAUGCACCGUUGAUUGCUGCUAUCAUGCACUUGAUUACGCCCCUCCUGAGCUCAACCUCCUGGCCUCCGGUUCCAGUUCCCGUUAUCUCAGUUUCCGCAAUCCCUCCUUGCCCUCCACCCUUCAUUAAAUCCCCUGUCCUCGCGAGAGCUGCUCUUCUCCUAGAAUGCUCCAAUUUUGUCUCAAGAUGCAACCGUGGUCAAUGGCCUGAAUGGAUCAGAUCCUCCCAUCACAGAACCUUCAGUCUCGGUGGAGCACUUGCCAAUCGGGGCACACCAUCAGCCACCAGAAGAAUGCAUAGCCUCCAGAGGCAAGCAGGGCGGUAUUUUUAUCAGUGGGGAAUUCAAAUUGGAGAGCAUCUAGCGAAAAUGUUGGAUCAAUCGGAGAAGAAAAAUCGAAAGGUUCUACAAAUGGAAGACGCCAUAGAAGACUUUUUCGAUGAUGGAAUCAUGAAUGAUCAGACUGGAGAGAAGUGUCCAACUGCUCUUCAGUUUAUUGCCGUAUUGUUGUUACAAGAAAUCACUGCAUUUCUCAGAGAGACUUUUAAAACAAUUCCUCGAUCAAAAAACUCGAAACCACAAACUGGAAACUCGGGUUGGGAUAAGUUGUUGAGUCAUCGGAGAUGGUCGAUUCUCUCGAACACAUUCAACGCCCAGCAGACAGGAUCAGUGAACAGUAUCACGGAAAUCAACUCAUCUAUUCAUUUAAACGACAAAGAGCGUCGUAUCAGUCUAUCAGCUGCCGAGGAAGACUCACCACGUGGAUCCAAAGAUGCUAUAGACGAAAUCAACGCGGUUGAUAAAAAAGGUUCUGUACACAUUGCGCCCAUGUCAGUAGUACGUCCACCAUCCCUAUCAGCUCGUCUGUUUUCUCGUCAGUCGACACAUGAAGAAUCGGGAGGUUCGGCUCAAGGAUCCACGAAAUCGACGACUUAUGUACCCGAAACAGGCCGUCGAAUCGCUACCGGCCGCCAACGUCUUCUGAAACGUGGCUCUCCAAUGACAGCUGGCGCACAACCAUCCCUGGAAUCAUCCCACAAACGCAAGUCCUUUCGAAACCGGAAACAAUCUAAACAAGCUCAUAGGAAGAGGAGGAGAAAUCUGAUGGAGGAAGCCUUACGUCUUCCCAACAAUCACCCAUCAUCCAUCGGAUGCGGGCAUCUAGUAUGCGUGCCUCUUCAAACUUCCGGCGCCACCCACAUCCUGUCCGCUCGAGAAUCUCUGAAACCAACAGAUGAUGGUCUUCAGUCUCCAAUUGAAUCCGUCCACCCCACCAUCGUCCCACACUCCAACCAUGGAAGUGCACAUUCCCAACAACCCGUUGCUCUAAAGUCUUCAAUGGAUGAUGAGGAGCAGCACAUGCUUUCCAAUCUUCCAUGGAUCAAGGUCCUUAUCAAAUUUUCCAACUCUUUCGAUUUGGACUGUACACAUGUUGGAGCAUGCACUGCAAAGUGUUUUCAAAGGGUUCAUAGACAAUGCUUUCGAAUGAUCGAAGCGCUUUCGACAGUUUAUGGGGUUGAGAGAAAUGUGUCAACUAGAAUCGACAAGAGGAAACUUCUAGCAGAUGAUUGGCAGUCCAAACAGCAAGCAUUGAGAAGAAGUAUCCAUGCACGUCAAUCUACAGCAGUUCCACGAAGAGAGUCCGCUAUGGUUGGACAGCCAGAGUUUGCUAGCAAGGCUAUCAAGAUGAUGUUGAUGGAGAAGAUGCAACAGGAGAAGGAGAAAGAGAAAGAGAAGGAGAAGGAGGAGAAAGACGCGCUAAAAAAACAAUCCGUGGAACAAGACAGGCAUUCAGAAGACACAGAAGAAGAUGUGACAGCACCGGAAAAGAAUAAGCAAAUGCUGAACUACCUGAGAUCGUUGGUACUCCAACUGGUCCAUUCUCCAGUGUCAUCUGUUUUGAAAUGUACUCUUCUGCUGAAUGUAGAGCAGCACAAACAAAUGAUUGGAGUCUCCUGGAAGAUGUUAACCCAUGAGGAUCCGCACGUGGUAGCUGCCGCCGCAUCCAUGUUCAUAGUAGCCAGUGUGAAGAAGUCCGAAGAUGCGUUGGUUAUGAUUCGUGGCGCUCUAGAAUCCCCAGAACCACAGGAGAGGACUAGCGGCAUUCAACGAUUCUAUACACUAUGGAGGAAUCGAUAUCACGCGUGGCUUAAAAUGGAGGACGGUGCGCAAGCUUCAUUCAAAGUGCCCCCUCCAGGAAUCGACUUCACUCUGCCGUCUCCACCUAUUGGACAGACCCAGUUACCAGUAGUAGAUCCACCCUGGAUGCCUCAUUUGAAGACUAAAAUUGAGGAGUUAUCAUUGAAGGAAGAAGAACAUGCGACAUCUCAGACAAUCAUGACCAUGACCAGAACAAGAAGAAAGCAAAAGCAGGAGAUGGUAAAACGGGCGGUUCGGGAGGCCGAAGAACGGCAGUGUGAGCAAAGGCAGCUUUUUCGUUUGAGAAGUGCUUCGAUAGUGUCAUGUGCUGCGUAUGAGCCAGCACUUUUUCAUCACCAACAGGAGACCACUGAAGAAUCCGAGAACGUCCACCAACAUACUCGCCACGUGAUGCCAGUAGCCCAACCCUUGUUCCCAUCCGCUCUUCUAUCCGUUGUCCCUCAAAUCAUCGAACUUCUCGACGACCCUCAAGUCGACAACAAUGGAGUUUCUGUUGGUGAUGUGGCGAAGAAAGUCAUCUGGACAUGCAUUGUAGAAGAGCCACAACUGUUCUUAAGACACUUUCUCGAGAAGCUCACUAAUCGAGAUCGUCAGGAGGUUCUGAUGUCUCAACUAAGGAAAUUGGUCCUCAGAUUUCAUCCACUUCCAAGUCAAGCAGCGCAUUCUCUACUGAAUUAUCUGUUCGGUUUCGUUAUGCACUACGUCCGUGCUCAAUGCGAAGGAUCCGAAAAGGCCAUCGGAAUGGCCCUAUCCAUCUGUUGGCUCCUAUCUCCAAACAUCCAUGGAUUGUAUUUCAAGGAUCUCAAGCAGACGCUCAAGAAGGAGCAGUGCGAUUUGAAAGACUUUCUUAAAUUUCAGCAAGCCCUCAUGAUAACCGCAAACGUCCCAUCUGCCAAGAAAAUCAUUGUCCAUGGUUUGGACAGUGGUUCCGGUGGGAUCCCGAGCCAAUUUCCAGUUCACGAAGACACCCAAUUCCAUCAAAUUCUGUCUGACAGUCUGGAAUUUUUUAACAUCGAGGAGGACGACCUGAAUAGCUUCUACCUCACCGACACCAAGACUGGCGUGAUACAUCUUCCAGCGGCUUAUGUCAGAGACUAUUACUUUUUUCAUCGCUCCUUUUAUCCGCAACUGACGCUUGUCAGACUGACCCCAGAGGUAGCUGAGAAGAGAAUGAAGGAUACGGCGUUUCAUCAGAGAUUCAUCGAGUGUGGAAAAGUUUUAUUGACACAUAACAUCCUGAAGUAUAGUCCGCAGCAUGUGAUUGCCCAACGAGUCUUCUUCCUUCAUGACGAAUUCACCCACCUACCCUCCUUCCCUCGGAAAUCCCUGGAAACCUGCUUCGGGAUGUACUUCGGACCAGGAGGCGAACAACUGAAAGCGAUGGAGUCCAUGCAUAAAUUCGUGUGGGCCAAACUAAUGUCGGAUAUGUUUGAAAAGAUGGAGAACGCGUUCAUGUUUGCUGACCUCCAUCUCUUUAUAAAUGUUAUCAAUGGCAUCAUGAUAAUGCAUUGUGAAGACGUGCUGAUCCUUAGAAGAUGUGCAGCCACCUACAUCUCCAUCUCCAUCCAUUUCAACACAUUAUUCGCGUCACAGGGGUUUUUCCUAAUCAUGCCCACUUUGCUAAGAUGUUACAGUCAACGACAAACGAACAAAGUGUUCUGUGGAGUCGUAGAAUUCAUAUGUCGCCAAUUUUACACACUUCAUAGAAAACCAUUUCUCCUCCAAAUGUGUGGAGCAAUCGCAAAUAUUAUUGACAACUCUUCCAACGACUUUGAGAUCAAUCCAAUGCGAGUCAAGGCCAAGUACUGGUUCAAUCUGAUUAAGAAAAUGGAGGAGAUCACUGAUGAAGACCCAUUGGAUAUUCUAGGAUUGGUACCUUAUGAGAAGCCACUUAAGGCGUUGGAUCUGUGCUAUCGGGAUGAUCCGAAUACGUUUUGUGCGUUGACAGAUGCAAUGGCGAGUUGUAUUUGUGUUUGUGCGUUUGCACCGGAGAGCAAGAGGAGUCAUCAUAUGCUGCUUAUCAUGCAAGCAAUGCUCCCCCACAUGAUGAAACGUCUCGAGGAAGAAACUCUAGCUUCUGGAAACUCUCCAUCUGCAGUGAAACACGAAAUCUCGCAAUGGAUCACGAUGGCAGUAGAAAUGAAAGCUCUUAUCAAUAGCUGUGAACAACUAGUCCGUGGACCAACAAGAGCAUUCGACCUAGUUAAUAGUGUCUCGGAGAGAGGCAAGAGUUUUGUGGCAGACUCGCCACAAUUCUUCGAUCCACCAACUACAAACGACGAUGAGAAUUCGAGACCCUAUCAUUUAAAAGAAAAACGCUCCACUGCAGUCGCCUGGGAAGCUGCUGAAGUCGAGGAGCAACAGAAAGAAGCCUAUCGUCGUCCCAGAGACACUCUACUUCAACUCAUUGCAGUGUACAUCGAGACUGCAUCAGUUAGGCUGAAAGAGCUCACCAAGCUAGGAGCAAAUCUGGAGCACGCUAAGAUUCCGGAUGUUCUGGACCAUAAGUGUUAUGUGAAGCUUGGAGAAAUUGCCCUGGCACUUUUGAAAGUGGCUCCUUAUGAUCUAGCAACUACCACGUGUCAUGGACUUCAGAAAUACUUUCAAACCAUUCUCCCCGUGACAGAUUGGUCCAUUGAAUCGAACAGAUCCGCGUUGAACAUCAUCUUGAGAAGACUGGACAAGACAAUGUCGAAGAUCGCCAAACGACAGAGCUUUCGAAAACGAGCCAUCUGGAUUGCCUUAUCCUCCUGGGUCGUUGGAAUCUGUGAUACCCUCAAUGCCUUUCCAUACAUUGCCCAUCUUCAUCCACUAAAGACAAUAACUCAGUUAUGCCUAAGAAUGAUGGUAGGAGACCCGUGUACCGAGGAUGGGACGUCUUCGACUGCCCUUCAUCCAACUACCGUACUCCAUCCAACUCCUCCUCCCCAAGUAUUCGCGAAUUCCGUGCUGAAACUCACUACCAUCAUGAUGCAAGCAUUGGGUCAAUUCGCCUUCUCUCUGGACUUUGUCACGUCUCCAGAAGGCAUGGGUGUCUCUUCGGAGCGUCUUGAAGCAGUCCUAUGCCACGUGUUGAUUCCACUCUUCCUGAGGAUCCCAAACAACCCAAAGGAGCAAUCCAUCAUACAGAGCAAGGACUUGACACAGUGUUUGACAGUGAUGCAGAAUGCCAUAUCCCCGCCGCUUGUCAAACAGCCAGCUCCACCACUGAUAAGCACUUCAACACUGACAACCACUUUUAUCAGAGGGGCACAAGAUGUCACCGGCCGUCAAGGAUCUGUAUCUGUCACCGACCGCGGCCACUCUGCAACCGUCUCCACGCAUCGCAUCGUCCGAGAAUCCAUCUGCCAAUCCAUCUACCUCGGUCUCAAAGUUCUUAUGCUGACUUUCGGGAAGCUUCUGGCUCCGAUGUGGCCACGUGUCGCAAGGAUUGUCAAAGAUCUGUUGGCUAAGAAGCCAGGAGCCCCGAGUGCAUUGGCAUUUGUCGAUUUUCUACUUCAUUCUAAUCUUCCAAUUGCUCUGUUCAUUCUUCCAAUGAUUCAGAAUAAGAUGAAACAAAAGCCAGGAUCCGAACAAGAGGCUGCGUGGCAAGUGGAGAUUCUGGAGAAACUCGACGCUCGCUCUCAUAACAUCAUUCCAAUGUCCAUUUUAAUCGUUAAAUGCAACCAGGAGCUCCAACAACUCCGCGAGGAGCUAGCUAUGAAACCAAUCGAAAUGGCUAGAUCCUACACACCAACCAUGGCUGAUCCCCACUCCGAUUCUUCAGCAGCUUCCACGGCGCCACGUGGCGGCACAUCCCGUCAAAGUAUCGAUCGAAGAACCAGUGUUCAUGCAAAGAAGGUCCUGCCCACUAUGAAAGAAGACAUUCCGGAAGACGUGGAAGAUUCUGAUGAAGUCGGAGAAAGUUCGGGAAGGAUCAUCAAGAGUCCCAGUAUUCCGUUGAAUAAGACUCAGCAAUCGAGUCGGACCAGAUCUGUUAGUGGAUUUGGGAUGUGGAGGAGUGUUCGGAGGAAGUCUAGACAUGUUUCGAGUGCUGAGGAGUCGUCGGAAGAACGCGGAAGUGUUGAGUUGCAUGAUAUCGGAGCUGGAGCGGCUGGAGCAGCUCCGGGGCAUCAUUCAGCACUACAUGAGCCAAAUCGAACUCCAAAUCGCCGAUCCACGGAAGCUCUCGUGUUGCCGCUUCACGAGAGCAUUGACACCAAUAGACAUCGAUUCGUCUCCUUCUCAACGCCCAAAAAGUCGCACGAGGUGUCGGAAGACGUCUUCCAGAUCACAGAACAACAUCAAUUGGUGUGA